AUGCAAUUGGAUCUGCCACCUCCACUUAAUAGCAAUAUUCGCAAUGCGGCCUUCAUUAAGAGCAGCACGCGAGUCGCCGACUGUCCACCAGACAAGUUGCCCGAAUUUGCACUGAUAGGCAGGUCGAAUGUUGGAAAGUCUUCCCUUAUUAACUCCCUUACAAGGAAUGACAAACUGGCCAAGGUUUCCAAAGAGCCUGGUAAGCACCAUCUCAUAAACCACUAUCUCAUUAACGACUCGUGGUAUCUCGUGGAUUUGCCUGGAUAUGGGUUUGCCAAAGCGGGAAAGUCAAGUAAGGAAGAGUGGCUCAAGUUCACUAAGGACUACUUCAUCGAGCGCGAGAACCUGGUCAGCGUGUUGCUGCUUGUUGACUCCAGCGUACCACCCCAGGAGGUGGACAAAGACUGUGCAAACUGGCUGGCCGAGUGCGAGGUGCCCUUCUGCAUAGUUUUCACCAAAAUUGAUAACCGCAAGCGGGAUAUGCCUCCAAACGCGCAGAACAUACGGGCUUUUAAGCAGCUGAUGGCGGAGGAGUGGGAGGAACUGCCGCGAUGCUUCGAGACCAGCUCACGCACCGGGGCGGGCCGCUCGGAUCUAUUGGGCUAUGUGGCUUCCCUGCGCGAGCUGCACGUGCGCAGUACAUGA
This is a messenger RNA of Volvox carteri f. nagariensis, 645 nucleotides long. RefSeq lists its product as uncharacterized. Gene Ontology annotation, molecular function: GTP binding. Lineage: Eukaryota; Viridiplantae; Chlorophyta; Chlorophyceae; Chlamydomonadales; Volvocaceae. The transcript is spliced from 4 exons. Bases 1 to 645 code for a protein of 214 amino acids. The record is from RefSeq and is a predicted model, not a curated record.